Molecule: messenger RNA, 546 nt
Organism: Eimeria necatrix
Lineage: Eukaryota; Apicomplexa; Conoidasida; Eucoccidiorida; Eimeriidae
Exons: 3
Coding region: 1-546 (181 amino acids)
Source: RefSeq, a predicted model, not a curated record
AUGCAGAAUGUCUCCAUCUUGCCACCGCAGGCUCGGAAGCCAAUUAGUUCAGCUUACCGCCAAUUUACUUCUCAGAUGCAGAAAGCUGCAGUGGAGUACUGCACAACGAACAACUUGAAUUGCAGCGAACAGCAUGCCCUCCAGACUGCUAUUUCUGUGGCACUGAGGACAUCUCCGGCAGCCUCCAUGUUCAGGCAGAUCUCAGCAUCUCUCAGUGCAGUUGAGGUAAUGAUGCACUAUAUAUUGCCUCAAAAGUUGAACUGGAGACAUGGCUCUCCUGAGGAGUUUUGUUCGCGUCACGAAAAGCCCGCAGCCACUAAUACCCCUGGACACCAGUACAUUGCACAUGAACCAUACAACCUCGACGGCGGAUACCACUUGACGUCGAGAUUGGGGGGCUCUCUUUCGUUCGAGAAAAUAAUACCCACGAUUGAUCCUCUGGACAGGUCGUCUAAUAUGCUGUAUCUGUACAAGUCCGAGGAAGGCAAGACUGCCAGCGAGAUACUGAAGUCUUCACACGUCGCAGUCAGCGCCAUCCCGGUAUAA